Molecule: messenger RNA, 225 nt
Organism: Ilex paraguariensis (yerba mate)
Lineage: Eukaryota; Viridiplantae; Streptophyta; Magnoliopsida; Aquifoliales; Aquifoliaceae
Source: the annotation of a GenBank genome assembly
AUGGAGGGAACCCUUCCAGGGAACUCAACAAUACCAGGGUGUUGCUGCAAAUUGAAGACACUUAAGGAAUCAUUCAAGGUAAAGAGCUGGGAGCUUGGUGAUAUUUCAGAUAGGGCAAGGGAAGCAAUAGAGGCCUUGGAAAACUGCCAGAGCGGGUUAGUUACUGAUCCACUAAACAAUACUCUGAGACUUGAGGAGAGACAACUUCUUGCUACUACUCAAUAG